Messenger RNA from Fukomys damarensis (Damara mole-rat), 13525 nucleotides. RefSeq names its product ALMS1 centrosome and basal body associated protein (gene Alms1). NCBI's taxonomy places the organism in Eukaryota, Metazoa, Chordata, Mammalia, Rodentia, Bathyergidae. The transcript has 22 exons. Gene Ontology annotation, cellular component: cytosol; centrosome; centriole. The record is from RefSeq and is a predicted model, not a curated record. Gene Ontology annotation, biological process: regulation of centriole replication. The coding region runs from base 124 to 13038 and encodes 4304 amino acids.
GCGAAGCGGCGGUGGCAUCUGCGCCUGCGCCCGGCAGCAACCGCCAGUUACUUCGCUUCCCCUCCCCUGCGUGCCUCCUCCUCUCCCCGCCUCCUCCACAGCCGCCUGGAGCCGGACGCCAACAUGGAGCCUGAGGAUCUUCCUUGGCCGGGCGAGCUGGAGGAGGAGGAGGAUGUGGAGGAGGAGAAAGAAGUAGAGGAGAAGACAGUGGAGGCGGUGGCGGUGGCGGAGGAGCCUGCAACCUCGGUUGAGGUCAUGACGGAGGAGGAGGAAGAGGCGGGGCGAGAAUUGGACUCAGACUCUAACUACGAGGUCCAACCCCGGGAGAGUUCGGACGAGGAGGACCGGGAGGACGAGGAGGCCAAGGCUUGGCUGCAGGCGCGCCCCGAAGUUAUCUUGCUUCCGCCCCCGCUCCCGAGGUACAGCUGCAAGCGGGGCGAGCGGACCUGCGCGGAGAAGAAAACAGAAUCUUGGCAGUGGCUUCCUCAAGAAAUAAGCUCUUCUCAAACAUUGGAUACAUCUCAGACGGGGAUUAAUGUGAAACUGAAAGGAAAUGAAAUGACAAACUUUCCCUCUCUGGAGAAAGGAGUGUUGAUUCAAUCAGAAGAUCAAGUAAAGGAACCAAGCAGAGAUCUUUUAUGUUCUCCAUUGCUAGUCAUACAGGAUAGCUUUGCUUCUCCUGAUUUGCCUUUGCUGACAUGUUUGACACAAGACCAGGAAUUUGGGCCUGAUUCCUUGUUUCAACAAAGUGAACUAGAUUUUGCACCUCUGAGAGGAAUUCCUGAUAAGUCUGAAGACAGUGAAUGGUUUUCUCGACCAUCGGAAGUUAGUGAAGCUUUAUUCCAGGCUACCUUAGAAGUACCUUCAGACUUCGUUAGCAGUUGCUUUAGUAUAUCCCAGCACUCACUUACAGGUAACCCAACUGCUGGGGCUCUGCGCUCUUUUUUAUCUUCUGAACAAGAGAAAAAUGAAGACAAUGUUUUAUCUGAUACUGUCGAUGAACUGAAAACCCCCAAAGACUAUUAUAAUUAUGAUGCUCUUUAUUCACAUAUGUCAUGGAAAACACAAAAAGAUACACAGCAGCCAGAAAACAUUUUGGCUGAUAAAGAUCAAGUUUCAGUUUCAACUUUAUCUGAUAUUAGUGAUGAAAAUGGAGUUACUAAAAGAAGUGACAGUUUUGUUGCUUCUUCCUCAAAUUUGCAGUGUUGGGAACCAGAGGCUUUACAGCGAGCAGAAGCAUGUCUAACGAAUAAAGACCCAGUUUAUUUUCCACAUGAUGCUGCUCCUCAUCAUAAUAAAAUGUCAUGUUCUUUCUUGCAGUGUUUGUUGGAAAGAAGAGGAAAGGGAGUUCCCUUGACCUCUGAUAGUCAUUAUUUUGAGAGUGAUUAUUUAAGGGUACAAGCUGAGGAUGAGUUGAAGCAAAACACAGAUUCUUUGAAGGGUUAUGAAAGAAAUGAAGGUCUACAACAAGAAUUAUGCCAACGUUUUAAACAAAAGGAGACUAAAAAUAAUUUGAUACCUUCAGAGGUACUUAGAACUUGUAUUAGGAACUUUAUAGUUCCUGAUAAUUCUGUAAAAGUUUCAGAAGUACUUAUGCUCUCCAGGGGACAUGAUCUAUCUAAGAUGGAGUCUUCUGGUGGUACUCUUCAGACAGCUAAGUCCAAUUUGAAUGAGACAUCAAAACAACUGUGUUUUCAAGAGGGAAGAAACCAAAAAACUUCUUCUAUUUUUGGUGAGGAAAAUGUUGAUGCUACUGAAAAUGUAGCCUUUGAGGCAGUUAUUGCUUCUAUUGAGCCUUCCAAGAAAGAGAGUACAGUAAGUGAAAUCCAAACUGACAUCAGUAAAUCUUUAAAAGAUGAAAAUCAUGAGAGAGAACCAGAAAAUCCAGAUCUUUCCCCAUUAAAUUGUUAUAAUGAUGAAAGCUCAUUCUUUGAUAAGCUUAAGCAUCCAAACUAUCAGUCUGCUCCUGGGGUGUUUGAACCAGCAGCUUCAGAACCUUUGUUGCAUGUUGAAGAUUAUGAUGCUAGUUUCUUAUUUUGCUAUCCAAACUUAAAAUCACCCCCUAAUGCACCUCAGAAAAUGCUCAUUAAACCACUUUCUGUGAUUCCAGAGCAUAAGUCAUCUGCUUCUUUAUGUGAAAAACCUUAUAUGAGUCAGGCUGUUGUCAAAACACAGUCAGCUUUAUUUCAAUGUGAGUUAUACAAUGAACCAAUUCUUCCUGUUGGGAAGAUAAAGUCUAUUUCUACUAUUGACCUUGCAGAGAAGGUAGGCUCUUCAAACAUUAUUUACUCAAUGAAACUAUCAGCUUCAGAUUCUUUGGUUUCACAAGAUUUAAAGCAGCAAACCUUUGAAGAAGUUGCAGAUUCCUCAGACUGUAAUUUGGGUAAAGACAUAAAUUCUAGUGAUGCCAUUCAAGGCUCACCUGAAGCUGUAGGAAGCAGCUUUUCAGCAAACUUUGUGGCAUGUGAUGCAAAGCCAGAAGAUACUUUACCACUGACUGGUGACGCAUCAUUAAUUACAGUUGGCCAAGAGACCUUGCUGAAAGCUGACAGAGGCCAAGGUGAAAUUCUUUGGUCUAUGGAAGCUGAGUCCAGUUUUACUAUACAUACAGUUUUGCAAAAUGACUCCUGUUUUGUAGAGGGCCUGCAGGGGAAGGCUGAGUCUGAUGUCAUUACUCUGGACGAUGAUACUGAGUGCUGUAGCCUAGAUGAAAAAGCUGUUGUGCGCAGUGAAAGAGUUGCUGAACUACAGAGAGAGACAUGUGAUCAACAUGAUGUGACUGGUGAGUGUGUGGACUUAGCAACUUUAGAAGAUUUGCUUGAUGAUCUUUGUGACAGUUCCCAGCACUGGCAACCCACUUUGCAAGAAUCAUCUGAGGAAGAGAGCAAUUUUGAAAGGCUUGUAGGUCAUUCUAAUCUGGGCAUUAAUCAGUCUUUUUCAUCUAUACUGCCUCCAUUUAUUUCUUAUGAACCAACUAGAGAGUCAGAACAUCGUUCUUCAAAUCUCAGAAUGUUACGGUUCUCUCCUGACACUGUUUCAAAGAGUCUCAGACAUUUAUCAGGAGAUACCUCUAAAGGAGACAAAGGUGAAAUUAUUCAGUCCAAGUUGCAGUCAGGUAUUACCACUUCUGGAGAUUCAGACAUUGGAUCCCAUUUAUCCUUGUCCUCCGAGGACUUGCCUCAGCCGGCUAUAAGUUCUCAAAAAAAUACUACUGGUCAGCCCAUCGAUAUUCUUAAUCAGGAGGCCUUACCAGAUAGUCAUCAAGCUACAGCAAGUCUGAAAGUCUCGCAUAUUACUGAACUAGCUGAGCAGAAGACUGGGAUACCAUCAGAACCUCCUCCUUCCUACUCACAUGGGGAGAAGUCCAAUAUUUUGUACCACCAGAGCUUGCCAGAUGGUCAUCUAGCAGAUCAGUCACUGACAGUUUCAGUUGUGUCUGGAUCUGUUGAUCAGAAGACUGAGACAGCAACAGUCCUCUCUCCCUCCUACUCACAUAAAGAGAAACCCAAUAUUUUCUACCAGCAGGAGUUGCCAGGUAGUUAUCUAACUAAGGAUAAGGAGACUUUGAAAGUUUCGGCUCUUCCUGGAGCACCAGACCAGAAGACUGGCAUACCAACUGUAAGCUCCACUUCCUACUCAAGUAGAGAGGAACCUGGUAUUUCAUACCAACAAGAGUUGCCAGAGAGUCAUUUAACUGAAGAGACUUCACAAGUUUUAGGUGUUUCUGGGCCACCUGACCAGAAGAGUAGGACACCACAUAUAACUUCUGCUUCUUAUGUACAAAGAAAGAAGCCUAGUAGUUUAUACCAAGAAGGCUUGCCAGAUGGUCAUAUUCCUGAACAGUCAUUGAAAGUUUCAGCUGUCUCUGAAUCAGCUAAACAGAAGACUGGCAUACAAACUAUAACUUCCCCUUCCUACUCACAAAAAGAUAAGCCUGAUCUUUUCUAUCAGCAGCCUUUGCCAGACAGUCUUCUAAAUGAAGAAACUCUGAAAGUUUCAGUUGCUGACCAAAAGACUGGAAUAACUAUAGUCUCUUCUACUUCCUAUUCACAUGGAGAAAAGUCCCAUACUUUGAAUCUUCAGGCCUUGCCAGAAAGUCCUUUAACUGCGACGAACCUGAAAGAAUCUACUCUUCGUGGAUUUGCUGAUCAGAAGACUGGAAUAGUAACUGUCUCCUCUACUUCCAACUCACUUAGAGAGAAUAGUAUUUUACACCAACAAGAGUUGGUACAGAGCCAUCUAUCUGAAGAGACUCUAAAAGUUUCUUCUGCUUCUGGACCCAGUGACCCAAAAAAUGGAAUACUAACAACACACUCUGGUGGUUUUUAUUCACAGAGAGAAAAACCUGGUAUUUCCUACCAACAGACCUUGUCAGACAUUUAUACAACUAAGGAGCCUGUGAAAGCUUCAGCUGUUUACGGAUUAGCUGACCAGAAAACUGGGACACCAGCAGUAUCCUCUAUUUCCCACUCACAUAGAGAAAAGCCCAGUGUUUUCUAUGAACAAGAAUUGCCAGAUAAUCAUCCAACAGAAAAGUCUCCAGAAGAAUCUGUUGUUCCAGGACCAGCUGACCAGAAGACUAGGAUACCAGCAGUAACCUCUGUUUUAUAUUCACGCAGAGAGAAACCUAUUUCCUACCAGCCAGUUCUGUCAGGUAGUCAUUUACCUGAAGAUACUCUCAAAGUUUCAGCUGUUUCUGGACCAGCUGACCAGAUAUAUCAUAUACCAACUCUAACAUCUGCUCCCUACUCAUAUAAAGAGAAACCCAGUGUAUUCUAUCAGGACAAGUUGCUAGAUGGUAAUUUAGAAAAUGCUGUAAAAGUUUCAUCUGCUCCUGGACCGGUAGAGCAGAAGACAGGAACAUCAGCAGUGUCUUCUGCUUCCUACUCACAAAUAGAUAAGCCUGGUAUUUUUUAUAAGCAGGCCUUGUUAAAGAGUCAUCAAGCUGAAGACAUUUUGAAAGUUUCAUCUGCUCCUGGACCAGAUAACCAAAAAGGUGGCAUAUCAACUGUAACCUCUACUUCCUACUCACAUAGAAAGGACCCUGGUAUUUCCUCCCAAAAAGAGUUACCAGAAAGUUAUAUACCUAGAGAUUCCCCAAAAGUUUCAGCUUCUCCAGCUGACCAGAAGACUGGAACACCCACAGGAUCUUCAAGUUCCUACUCACUUGGAGAGAAACCCAUUAUUUUCUACCAACCUGUCUUGCUAAGUAGUCAUUUACCUGAAGAGGCUCUGAAAGUUUUAGCUGAUUCUGCAGCAGCGGAACAGAAGACUGGAACACCAGCAGUAUCUUCAGGUUCCUACGUAUUUGGAGAGAAACCUGUUAUUUUUUAUCAGCAGUCCUUGCCAGAUGUUCAUCUACCUAAAGGGAUUUUAAAAGUUUUUGCUUCUCCUGGACCAGCUGAUCUGAAGACUGAGAAAUCAACAACAGCAUUUCCUACUUUCUACUCACUGGGAGAAAAACCCAUUAUUGUCUACCAGCAGACCCUGCCAAAUAGUGAACUAACUAAAGAAGGUGUGAAAAUUCCAGUUGUUCCUAAAUCAGCUGAUCAGAAGACUGAGAUCCCACCCACUGUGACAUCUUUUUCCUACUCAGAUAGAGAGAAGAAUAUUUCUUACCAGCGGGAAUUGGCAGAUAGCCCUCUAACAGAAAAGGCUGAGAAAGUUUCACUUGGUUCUGGACCAGUUAUCCAAAAGACUGGGAUACCAACAGUACCUUCUACUUCCUACUUAUACCCAAGUGUUUCUUACGAGGAAGUGUUUCCAGAUCUUAAUGAAGAAGCUUCGAAAGUUUUAGGUGUUGUUGGAACUGAUGAAAAGAAAACUGGAAAACAAAUAGUAUCCUCUAUCCCUUACUCAAAUAGAGAGAAGCCUAGUGUUUCUUACGAGGAUGUGUUUCCAGAUGUUAAUGAAGAAGCUUUGAAAGUUUUAGGUGUUCUUGGGCCUGCCAAACAGAAAAGUGGAAUACAAAUAGUGUCCUCUACCCCUUACUCAAAUAGAGAGAAACCUCUUAUUUCUUACGAACAAGUGUUGUCAAAUGUAAAUGAAGAAGCUUUGAAGAUUUUAGAUGUUCCUGGGCCUUCUGACCAGAAGACUGGGAUAUACAUAGUGCCUUCUUCCACCUACUCACAGGGAGAACAGACCUUCAUUUCAUACCAGCCUUACCAGGAAUUACCAGAUCUUACUGAAGUAGCUUCAGAAACAGUAGAGGUUUCUGCUAAUCAGAAGCCCAGUAUACAAACAGUGUCUUCUGUUUCCUAUUCACAUGAAGAGAAGCCCAGUGUUUUUCAUCAGCAGGAGUUGCCAAAUAUUACAGAAGGUGCUGUAGAUGUUUUUGUUCAUUCUGGACCAGAUGGUCAGAAGAUUAGGGUACCAUUGACACCUUCAAGUUUCUACUCACAUAAAGAAAAGCCCAGUGUUUCCUUGCCGCAAGAGUUUCCAGACAGCUAUCUCACUGUAGAAGCUCUGAAAAUUUCACCUGUUUUUUUACCAGCAGAACAGAAGGCUGGAACACCAACAGGACCUUUUGGUUCCUCCUCUCAUGGAGUCAAGCCCGGUGGUCUAACUGAAGAGUCCCUCAAGGCUUCAGCUGUUCCCAGACUAGCUGAUCAGACAAAUAGGGUACCCACAUUACCAUCUAAUUUCUACUCAUGUGAAGAGAAACCCAAGAUUUCAACUGUAAAUAUGCCAGACGACAAGAAGAUUGAGCCACCAACAACUACCUGCAGUUCCUACUUACAGAAAGACAAGCCUAGUAUUUCACCUGUGAUUGGCCUAAAUGACCAGACAGCUCCAUUACUGACAAUUUUUCAUAGUUCAUAUUCCCAGAGAGAAAAACCUCAACAGCACUUGCCAGAUAGAGAUCAAAGUGGAGAUACUCUAAAGAUCUCAAGUGUCCCCGAACCAGCUGUGGUAAAUACUGGGAUACCAAUACCUCUCUCUGACUCUUAUUUACACAGAGAAAAAUCUAAUACUUUCCAUCUACAGGAAUUGCCAGACAGAAAUCUAACUGAAGAUGCACUGAAAUUUUCAACAGUUCCUGCACCAGCUGAUCAGAAAAUGGUGUUGCCAGGAUCUCCUCCUAGUUCCUUUUCAUACAGUGAAAAACAAAAUAUUUUCUAUCAGAAAGACAUGCCAGGUAGACAUCUAAUUAAAGAUGCCCCAAAGGUCUCAACUGGUCUUAGACAAGGUGAUCAAAUUACUGAGUUGCCAGUAGUUUCCUCUGGUACUUAUUUACCUGAUGAGAAACACAAACUUGUUUCAGAACAUGUCCAAAGGCUAAUACAUAAUUUGAAUUCCUCUGACUUCAGUUUUAGACCAAAUAAUAUGUUUUUAAAUUCUCAGGUUGAUGAUGGAGUUGUAACUAAGCCAGAAUCUAAACGUUUUGAAGAUAUUGGCUCUGAGGAAGUCCAGGAUACAGCAAACAGUUCCAAAACUCUUAAAGAAAUUCGGACACUUUUAAUGGAGGCAGAAAAUAUAGCACUGAAACGUUGUAACUUUUCUGCUCCACUCAUUCCCUUCAGAGAUGUUAAUGAUAUUUCAUUUAUACAAUCUAAGAAGGUAGUUUGCUUCAAGGAACCUUCCUCAAUUGAUGUAUCUAAUGGUGAUAUGCUACAGAGAGAGCCAUUUACAGAGGAAAACCCAAACAACAGGUACAUAGAGAAGGAUACUGGCACACAGACAAGUGUAAAAUGCCAGAGAGGCAUUGAAAAUUGGGAGUUUAUUAGUUCAACAGCAAUUAGAAAUCCUUUACAGGAAGUAGAAAGCAAAGCCAGAGUGGCAUUAGAUGAAACUUUUAGGCAAUAUGAAGUAGCUAAAUCUGUACUGAGGUCUGAACCUGAAGGUUAUAGUGGAACCAUUGGGAAUAAAAUUAUUAUCCCUAUGAUGACUUUCAUAAAAAAUGAUUUAAGUAGUGAUGCAAGUGAUGGAAAUGCUUCCUGCUCUUGGGACAGUAAUUUGCCAGAGUCUUUGGGAUCGGUUUCAGAUGUUCUUCUAAACUUCUUUCCAUAUACUUCAUCCAAAGCAAGCCUAACAGAUAGCAGGGAGGAAGAGGGUGUAUCAGAGAGCGAGGAUGGUGGUGGUAGUGUAGAUUCACUGGCUGCACAUGUAAGAAACCUUCUGCAGUGUGAAUCCUCGUUGAAUCAUGCCAAACAAAUACUGAGGAAUGCAGAGGAAGAAGAAUACCGGGUACGAACACGAGCCUGGAAUAUGAAGUAUAAUUUAGCUGAUGACCAUGGAUACUCCAUAUCAGAAUUAAAUGAAGAUGACAGAAGGAAAGUAGAAGAGAUCAAGGCAGAGUUUUUUGGUCAUCGUAGAACACCUGACUUGUCUGAGGGUUUACAGAGUCUACGGGGAGUAGGAUGCACACCUGAACCUGUAUGUGGUCACAUCAUUAUUGAAAGCCAUGAAAAAGGAUGUUUCAGUACUCUGACUGCUGAAGAGCCACAAUUGGACAGUCGCUCUUGUGUUUUUAGAUCUGCUGAACCCUCAGAAGUGAUCAGAGGACGACGGUGCCCAUCACCAUGGAGAGCCAGACACAUCAAUUUUUCUAAAUCACUAGAGCAAAACAACCCCCAUUUCAGAGUUUGGAAUUCUUUACAGUUACAAAGUCAUUCCCAGUUUCAUAACAGCAUCAGCAAAGAUCUUCGAAUGCCAUCCCGUGAAAAAACAGAGCCCUGGCUGUCAGAAUUAGUAGAACCUGCAUGUGCGGAUUUUCAUUCUUCAACACAAAUACCUACCCCUGAGCCCAUGAGACAGUUUACUACCUCCAUUACAUUUUCAUCUCACCGACAUUCUAAAUGCAUUUCAGAUUCCUCUGUUUUUAAGGUUGGUGUUACUGAAAGUAGUCAAGGUACUGGAGCAUCUGUGGGGGUAUUUAAUUCUAAUGUCACUGAAGAGCAAACUCCUCCUAGAGAUUUUAAACAGAAAACCUCUUCCCCUUCAUCACUUAAAACAUUUAAUCAUUCACCAGAUAAAGAUGUGACUGUUGCACUAGAAGGUAAUAGGCAAAGAGAAAAGUCACCUGUUGAUUUUGAGCAUUCUCAUCAAGAAGAUAAACUCUUAGAAAGAUCAGAUUUUAAAGUCAGCCCUUCUGAGCCCAGUAGCAGUGCAAAUUGUAGCAAUUUCAAGGAAGUUCAGUUUUCUGAUAACCAUACCCUCAUUAGCAUGAGCAGACCAAAUUCCACACUAGAAGUAAAAGAGAACAAUAUAACUAUAACUCCAGAUCUUCCUUCACUCAUUUUUCUUGAACAACGAGAGCUUUUCGAACAAAGUAAAGUCCCACUUUCAGAUCACCAUGUGAGAAAACACCAUUCUCCUUUUUGUCCAAAUGUUCCUUCUUGCAUUUUUCUUGAACAGCGAGAACUCUUCAAACAAAGUAAACCCCCACAUACAGAUCCUGAGAUGAGAGAAAACCAUUCUUCCUUUUCCCAUUGUCAGGAUUAUAUAGCUUCCGAUCUUCCUUCUUCCAUUUUUCUUGAACAGCAUCAAAGUAAAGCCCUAAGUGUAGAUGACCACAUGAGGAAAGACCAUUUUUCUCUUUCUCAAGGUCAGGAUUGUAUAGCAGAAAAGAACAAACAUACACCUAAAUCACACAUUUCUAAUAUAAAUGUUGAAGCUAAGUUCAAUAAUUUGAUGUCCCAGUUACCUCCUGGUCACUGUACAUUAACAGCGUCUGCAUCUGCUCCAUCUUCAAAUAAAAAAGCACUUUCCUGUGUUCGUUUCACUCUUUGCCCCAAGACUCCUUCCAAGUUGGAUAGUGGAACAUUAGAUAAAAAAUUUUAUCCAUUGGACUCUGCUUCUAAAACAAGGAUGAAUAGUGAGUUUAACUCUGAUCUACAAACUGUGUCUUCAAGUUUAUUGGAACCAGCCUCCAAAUUAUUGACCAGUAAAUCUGUAGCACAGAAUCAAGAACCUUUAGGUUUUCUAAGACUUAAAUCUCCUCUGGACUUACAAGUUGUACAGUCUCCUCUUCCAGAUAGUAAUUCUAUUGUUCAGGACUUGAAAACUGUACCUUCUCAGAAUAGCCAGAUAACAACCUCAAGGCAAAUACAAGUGAACAUUUCAGAUUUGGAAGGAUAUUCCAAACCAGAAGGGACUCUGGUAUCUGCAGAUCGUUCACUAGAACAGAGUAAGACCCAAAUUUCUGCCUUCUCUGGAAAGUUAUCAUCUGAUGCAGUCACUCAGAUAACAACAGAAAGUCCAGAAAAGACCAUGUUUUCAUCUGAGAUUUUUAUUAAUGCUGAAGAUCAUGGACCUGACGUUCUAGAGUCCACUACCAAAAAACAACAGAAACUUCCUGUUAGGUUUGCUUCCUCAUCUUCUGUGCAGCAGAUUACUUCUAAUCGUGGCACAGAUGCCCAGCCUGUGCUGUUGCCAUAUAAGCCAUCUGGUAGUCCACAGAUGUACUAUGUUCCACAGCUACAAACAGUUCCUCCAAUUCUGGAUUCCAAAUCAGACACCACCAUUGAAAGCUCACAUUCAGGAUCCAAUGAUGCUAUUGCUCCAGACUUUCCAACCCAGGUGCUAGGCACAAGAGAUGAUGACCUGCCAUCCACUGUGAACAUUAAACAUAAGGAAGGGAUCUACAGUAAGAGAGCAGUAACUAAGGCAUCCUUGUCUGUAGGGAAAAAGACCUUUCAGAAAGAUAAAUCAGAAGCUGCAGUUCAGGUAGCCAUUACUGGGGGUGAGAACCUCUCAGACAAAAACCAGAAAGAGGAUAUCUUCAGUCGAGGAGUAAUGACCAAGACUGCCUGGCCUGAAGAAAAAGAAUCCAUGCAAAAAGUCACUGCAGAUUCCAUUGAUGCUUCUCCUGCAGAGAACACAGCUCAAGUACAAGUCACAAAGACUGAAAGCAUACCAGACACUAAAGCCACUAAACAAAAUGAGAUCCAUAUUAAGGGGACUAUUCCUAAAGAAGCAUGGACAGAGGAGAAAGAAUCCUUACACAUAGAUAUUUCAGAGUCUGAAUGUCAUUCGGAAUUUGAAAAUACUACUCAUUCUGUCUUCAGGUCAGCCAAGUUUUACUUUCAUCACCCAGUGCACCUACCAAGUGAUCAAGAUACUUGCCAUGAGUCUUUGGGAAAAAGUGUUUUCAUGAGGCAAUCUUGGAAAGAUUUUUUUCAGCAUCAUUCAGACAAGCAUAAAGAACACACUUGUCUUUCUCCCCCUUAUCAAAAUGUGGACAAGACUAAUACAGAUUAUACUAGAAUAAAGAGCCUCAGCAUCAAUGUGAAUUUGGGUGACAAAAAAAUGAUACAUACUACUAAAAGUCAGGCCAUAGAUCAUCCAAAAAGUACCAUACAGAUUAGUGAUUCACAAAAGAACUAUAAGAUCACCUCAGAGCUAACAACUCAGCACACUCUGAAUUUGAAUGAACUCUGGAACAAGUACCAGGAGCGACAGAGGCAACAGAAACCUCCAGGUAUUGGUGACAGGACAGAACUGUCCUUAGUGGAACGACUUGAUCGAUUGGCGAAACUUCUUCAGAAUCCCAUCACACAUUCUCUCCAGGCCUCAGAAAGUAUGCAAGAUGAUAGCAGAAGACAGCAAGAUAUUAAGGAAUGGAAUGGUAAACAGCAACAGCCAAAACGCAAACUUCAGAAGAAGCGGUAUAAAAGCCUAGAAAAAGGGCAUAAAGACAUAGGUGAUCUUAAAAAACACAAGGUACUUUCUGGUCACCAAACUGGGGUGCCCAACCAGAUUAAAAUUGAACAGAUUAAAUUUGAUAAAUAUAUUCUACAAAGACAGCCAUGUUUUAAUUAUAUCAGUAACACUUCUUCAGAUUCUAGGCCCUCAGAGGAAAGUGGAUUGCUCACAGAUACUACUACCAACAUUCUUUCCACCACCACUUCUGUGGACUCAGAUAUAUUGACCCAAACAGAUAGAGAGGUAGCUUUGCAUGAAAGGAGUAGCUCCAUUUCCACCAUUGAUACUGCCCGAUUGAUCCAAGCUUUUGGCCAUGAAAGAGUAUGUUUGUCACCCAGACGAAUUAAAUUAUAUAGUAGCAUCACCAAUCAACAGCGGAGAUAUCUUGAGAAGCGGUGCAAGCACAACAAGAAAGCGUUCAAUACGGGACAUCCCCAAAUGACUUCUGAGCACACCAGAAGGAGACACAUCCAGGUGGCACACCACAUUUCUUCUGAUUCUGUUUCAUCUGCCAGUAGCUUAUUGAGUUUGAACUCUACUCUUUGCAAUGAGAAAAAUGGGCACAUGUUAAAUAAGGGCAUACAGGCAGGUAAUUUGGAGAUUGUGACGGGUGCCAGAAAACAUACUCGUGAUGUUGGCGUGACUUUCCCAACUCCUAGUUCCAGUGAGGCUAUAUUAGAAGAGGACAGUGAUGUGACUUCUUUGUCAGAAGAAAAAAUUGAGGAGAAACAGCUCUUUACCAGUUAUCUUGAGGAUAAAAAGUUAAGGAAGAUCAAGGCAAAUUCCUAUGAAGGAGUUUCAUGGUUUGUUCCUGUGGAAAAUGUGAAAUCUAGAUCUAAGAAGGAAAACAUGCCCAAGAUUUAUGGCCCUGCUGUCUCCUGGUUUGAACCAAUUACCAAAACCAAACCCUGGAGGAAGCCACUACGGGAACAGAACUGGCAGAGACAGCACGUGGACAGUCAGGGAUCAGUGGCUGACCGAGAUGAUGGCCAAGGCCCACCGAGGCCAUUUGUGAAAGCAACCCUACAGGAAUCACUUCAACUUCACAGGCCUGACUUUAUCUCCCGCUCUGGGGAGCGGAUAAAGCGCCUGAAGUUAAUAGUCCAGGAGAGGAAGCUGCAGAACAUGUUACAGAGUGAACGGGAUGUACUGUUCAACACCAUGCGCCCCCUGCCCAGGAGAGUCUUCCUUGCUGCCCAGAAGAAGAAGCCUAUUGGAAAGAAGGAGAUGAUUCAGAGAUCUAAACGGAUUUAUGAACAGCUUCCAGAAAUACAGAAAAAGAGAGAAGAGGAGAAGAGAAGAUCAGAAUAUAAGUCUUACCGGCUGCGAGCUCAACUGUAUAAAAAGAAAGUGACCAAUCAACUCUUGGGAAGAAAAGUACCCUGGGACUGACAUAAAAUUAUUUUUCUCAGAGUCUUGGAAUUAUAUUUUUUGAAUCUGGAAGAACACAGCCCUUAUUUUUAUGUGUCUGGUUUAAUAAAGCUUACUCUUUGUCCUUUUGUAUCCUAGAAAUAGUAACUUCUAGGGUAUGGAGCGAAGUGUUGGUUAGAAUGACUGAUAGUACAGGAACAAUCAUUUCUCCAUACAGGCCUUGCCCACUGGGUUAUAAUGACAGUAUCCCUUAAUCCUAGUCAAGAGAGAGUCCCUUUUUGUAUGUGUCUUUAUACUUUUAGAAAAUAAGUAACUUUUGAUUGACUCAUUGUAAAACAGGCAGUAGAGGGUCAUUUUCUUCCCAUCUGGAACAGGGAGUUGGGAAGUGUCUGCCUGGCAUUUCUGAACACAUUAGUGGAGGGAAAUGGUGUAGAAAGAAAUAUGACAUAUGUUUUUGUUACUUUUAUCGUUGCUGAAACAAAAUACCCAUCACCCAAAAUGAAAGUAG